Molecule: messenger RNA, 445 nt
Organism: Ectocarpus sp. CCAP 1310/34
Lineage: Eukaryota; Phaeophyceae; Ectocarpales; Ectocarpaceae
Source: the annotation of a GenBank genome assembly
AUGGUGUCGGAGCCAAAGACGGAGAUCAUGUGCAUGCUGCCAAAAGGGAUCGAGGAACGCCCGUUCACGGUCAGCGCCGCCGGCCAGACGUACAAGCAGACAGAUCGGUUUGUGUACCUCGGACGUACCAUCUCCGCGGAUGGGAAGGCCGACCGGGAGAUCACGAGCCGCAGCUGCCGAGCGUGGAAGUGCUACCGCCGGAACAGUGCUUCGAUAUACGACAUGCGACGGGCCAACCGCCAGCUCAAGAUCCGGCUUCUCAUGGCUGAAGUGGUGGAGACUCUCCUGUAUGGGUGCGCCUCGUGGAGCCUAACAGCGGAGCACUACACGAAGCUCAAUGGGACCCACCGCCAGUUCCUUACACGGUGCAUGGGCUGGAGCAAGCGGAAACGCUCAGACCGCCCCCUGUCCUAUGCCCAGGUCCUCAUCAUCCAGGCAGGCUGCA